AUGUCAGAAUAUUGUUUUAUUUGUACUCAUCUUUUAACUGAAAGUGAAACUGUAACUGUUGAUCGUGCAGCAGUUUUUCAUCCUCUUCCUCAUGUCCUACCACCUGAAAGUGGCACACUUAUUCAAUACGUUGCAGAUAAUGCUGAUAUAAAUGUUAAUACGCUAGAUGGUAACAAUUCACUCCACAUAAUGGGUAUAAUUCAAAUUGUAACUCCAAAGCACUCUGUUUUACUAGAAGAACCUAUGCAACGAAUAAAAGAAGUUCUUUCAGCAAAACACUUCAAAGCAAAAGCUCAUGUGCCAAUACAGAUCUAUCAGAAUAGUGAUGUAGUUGGUUACAGUAAAAUAUAUGUCCAAGAUUUUGGAUAUGGAACUGAAACAGUAUCUUUUCAUAAAAAUUCUGAUGUAGUAUGGUUUUAUGGAAAGUGGAAAAAUACAUCAUUACCUGGUUGGAACGGUUUUAUUGAGCGCUUAACAAAUUACCAUACAAAUUAUUCAAAAUCUCAGAUUACAUUUUUACCAUUCAUCCAUCAACCAGCUAGUAACUAUAAUACUGUCUAUACGACUUUACUUUGUGCAUUAGAGAACGCGAAACGUUACGGCCACACUGUAUGCAUCGUGACUUUCGACCAACCCUUGUAUGCGAAAGCUCGAGAAAUUGUAUCAGCCGCACCUGACGGCUCUGAAGUAUCGAAGAUUAUUGUCAGACUUGGAGGAUUUCAUCUACUCAUGUCUUAUCUCGGAGCAAUUGGUUAUAUUAUGCAAGGUAGCGGGAUAAAAGAAGUACUCUCAGAAAUCUAUGCACCAAAGUCAUUAGAAAAAAUGCUCAAUGGUCAUGCUUACGCAAGAGCUGUUCGAGCACAUACACUACUCCAGCUGGCUUUAGCAAUUACAAUAUUAAAAACAAUAGAUAUUAAUGAUAUCAUGGGAGCAGAUUUAAUCAUAAAUAUUGACCAUAUAUUAGAUAGCACUCUUUCAUAUUCAGAUAUUGAAAAUGAUAAUGAAGUAUCAGGUGCUUUACUUCAUAAAUUUAAUAUGAAAUUGAAAGAUUUUGAGGAACGAGGACCAACAGCGCAACUUUGGAUACAAUAUUUUAAUAUGGUUUCACUUGCAAAAGAAUUUUUGAGAGCUGAGCGUAUGGGGGACUGGAAAGCUCAUUUAAGUUGUGUAAAAGAAAUGUUACCUUAUUUCCACUCGUCAGGACAUUUUCCAUAUGCUAAAUCUGCACACUUGUAUUUACAAGACAUGAUGCAAUUACAGGACUCGAUGGAUCCUGAAGUUUACGAAAAAUUUACCGAAGGAUUUUUCACCGUGAGACGCUCAGAUAAAUUGAGUUGUGGAACUUCUACAGACAUGGUUAUCGAACAGUCUAUGAUGAAAGCCAUGAAGACAGAUGGAGGUAUUGCUCGAGGAAGAAGUACAAAACAAAGUGUAAUCAGUAAAUGGGUUUACAGCAUGCAUGCAAUGAACACAGUUUGUGAGAAAUUAGAAGAUCUUGCUAAUGUUAGGAUGGAUACGACUGAACAGCAUGUUGAUGCCAGUGAUUCACGUGUAAAAAAAGACGCUAAAGACAUACGAAUGCUUCUUGAGUGGUUCUCGAUUCAUGAUCCUUUCCCAGAGGUUAACAAAGUCAUCUCGAUUGCAAGUGGUGUCGUUGGUGAUAAUACAAUUAAUUGCUAUAAAGCACGUGAACUUGGGCUUAUCUCUAUUGCUAAAAUAACUGGACUGACAUUUAAAGAUAUUAAACUUAAACGCGCUGACAAAGUUGUUCCUCUUUUAGCUAUGAGUAGCACCGUAAAAGUUCACGAAGAAAAAGUACCUGUUGACCCAGUGUUAUUAUUCCAACGUAUGAGUGUUACUGCGGCUUUUCAAGAUGAAAUUGAGAAAUAUUUCGAGUAUGAAUUAGCUCCUUAUCCGUUAACAUUAUUUGAUGACAUUGGAAUGCGCAAGACCCAGAAGUCGGCUAUUUACGAUUGUUUUCAGACUAUAAAUGUUGAUAUUAAUAACACUAAUUCAACGUACAUAAUUGACGGAGGAUUCUUAUUACAUCGAGUGGUGUGGGAUAGCGAGGAAACAUUUAACGUUAUCUUAGAUAAAUACGUUCAAUAUGUACGUCGACAUUUUGGUUCCAGAGUUACUGUCGUAUUUGACGGAUAUGAUGAUUAUACGAGAAAUAUUAAAGCAGCAGAGCAACGCCGUCGAAAUGCUGCUUCAUCAACUUCUUCUGAUAUUAUAUUCGAUGAAUCAAUGACAGUUCCUACCAGUCAACAGAAAUUCUUUGCAAAUAAUCACAAUAAAUCUAGAAAAGUUGGACUGUUUUGUUCCCUGGCAUGCACACACUGUCAAGGCCGAUCAUGCUCGAAUGUUGAGUCACCAACUCUUGAAGAUUCGUUUGAUACCGAUCAGGAAUCGCUAUUGGGGCAGUUUACGUGUGAAAUAGAACAAGAAGAAGAAGAAGAACAAGAGGAUGAACAGGAAGAAGAAGGAGAAGAAGAUCAAGAAGAAGAAGAAACAGAAAUCUUGGACAGUUAUGAAUCAGACGACUAA
Pieris macdunnoughi is the source of this 2547-nucleotide messenger RNA. The record is from the annotation of a GenBank genome assembly. NCBI's taxonomy places the organism in Eukaryota, Metazoa, Arthropoda, Insecta, Lepidoptera, Pieridae.